AUGUGCGACGAUUACUAUGAAGUGUUAGGAGUCCCGAAAACGGCAACAGAAGAGGAUAUAAGGAAAGGUUAUCGAAAGCAGGCGUUGCGAUGGCAUCCGGACAAAAAUCCCGACAACAAGGAACAGGCCGAGGAGAAAUUUAAGCUGGUCUCUGAGGCAUAUGAAGUUCUUUCUAACAAGGAUAAACGCCAAAUAUACGAUAGAUAUGGCAAAGAAGGACUUUCCGCCAGGCCAACGAACGGAGGGGGUGAAUUUGCCGCAGACUUCGACUUCGACAUGUUCAAUUCCUCGCAAAACUUCCGCAGCCCGGAAGAAGUCUUCAGGGAAUUCUUCGGCUCUUCUUCUUUUCAUGAUAUUUUCAACAUGGUCUUCCAAUCUUUUGGUGGCUUUCAAGACUACUCUGACACAGGAAACACUUCAAGAAGGUCAAACAGAAGAAGGAAUACAGAUUUCUUUGGAAUGGAUGUUUCCAGCGAUGAUCCUUUAUCUGCCGAUUUCGACAGAUUUGCCGAUAAUUUAUACGGAAACGAAUACCUUUUUUCCCAAAGCCCUUCAAGUAAUAGAAGACAAAGGCGUCGAAGACAAGAUCGUGGAUCUCAAAGGCAAACACGGAACAGCGUUCCAAACUUAUACGACCCUUUCGCUUUCACGAGCUUUGAAGACUUCGACACGGUGUUUGAUCAGUUUGUGGACAUGGAGAGAAAUAUGAUGGCUACGAUGGAGCACGUUUUCGGCAGACUUUAA
This is a messenger RNA of Pocillopora meandrina, 744 nucleotides long. NCBI's taxonomy places the organism in Eukaryota, Metazoa, Cnidaria, Anthozoa, Scleractinia, Pocilloporidae. The record is from the annotation of a GenBank genome assembly.